AUGUUUAGAUCAUCUUCUUAUUCCUCCUCCUCGUCCUCGCAAACCUCUUUUCGCAGAGUAUUAAAAGCACCGGGCCGUCCGAUCGCUGUACGGACCGAAUAUGUCACAGAUUCAAGGACACUUUUGGUCGUGAGACCGCAAGGUGACAGUCUUCAAGAGCGUAUAAGAUUGAGGAUAGCGAUGGGUGUUCGCGCCUGUCGUGAAUUCUGGGAUGCUUCUGGAUUGCCUCUGUUCGAGCUGCAUAGGAAGAUGUCGCUCAAAAAUACUUGGUCCGUCACGCUACCAGGAAGCAAGCAUGCAAAUAUAGCCACAGCCAGCGCAGGAUGGUCUGUCGGUGACUUCAAGAUUACUUUCCAGAAUAGAGCAGCCGUUGAGUCGAAAAAGGAGGAGGAAAAAAUACUCACGUUAGAGGUUGAAAAAUAUGGGAACGCUCUAGCUUCAUUCGAUGUCGUGGAUGGGGACAGGAAGGUUGCCGAGAUUCGCGAAAGUAUACCUCACAAUGAGAAAUUGGCCUUGCUGCCGAGUUCGAAGAAGGGCUAUCGACCCGUUCUGGAUGUGACCGUUCUACCAGGAGUAGACUUGUCUCUUAUCGCAAUCAUUACAGUUAUGGCGUCGGACUGGGUUUUUAGCUCGAACUACUAG
Molecule: messenger RNA, 642 nt
Organism: Aspergillus fumigatus Af293
Lineage: Eukaryota; Fungi; Ascomycota; Eurotiomycetes; Eurotiales; Aspergillaceae
Exons: 3
Coding region: 1-642 (213 amino acids)
Source: RefSeq, a predicted model, not a curated record